This is a messenger RNA of Diceros bicornis minor, 730 nucleotides long. It is a transcript of the gene PDZK1IP1, whose product is annotated as PDZK1 interacting protein 1. Lineage: Eukaryota; Metazoa; Chordata; Mammalia; Perissodactyla; Rhinocerotidae. Bases 42 to 386 code for a protein of 114 amino acids. The transcript has 4 exons. The record is from RefSeq and is a predicted model, not a curated record.
UACCAGCGGCAGGAGGGAAAGCCCGGGGGCUGCCUGCAGCCAUGUCAGCCCUCGGCCUGGUCACUCUGGGCCUGCUCACAGCAGUGCCCCCGGCCAGCUGUCAACAAGGCCUGGGGAACCUGCAGCCCUGGAUGCAGGGCCUGAUCGCCGUGGCCGUGUUCCUGGUCCUUGUUGCAAUCGCCUUUGCUGUCAACCACUUCUGGUGCCAGGAAGAGCCGGAGCCCAUGAACAUGGUCAUGACCACUGGAAACAAGGCAGAGGGGAUCAUGGUAGGAACGGACGGAAGGUACUCCUCGAUGGUGGCCAGCUUCAGGUCCAGUGAGCACGAGAAUGCCUACGAGAACAUUCCUGAGGAAGAGGGCAGGGUCCGGAGCACCCCCAUGUGACCUCUGCUGGCCUGAGGCCCCAGCCCUGAUCCCAGGGGCCUGUGAUGGAUGCUCAGCUCACCCCCUGGACCCUUUCCUUCUCUGUGCGGGAAUCUACACUGAGGGGCUGACUCCCCACCUCACCCUGCCCCACCUCACUUGAAUUGCUGCCAGCCAAGGUUGGAGCUCAGACUGUGUCCAGGUUGGGACUGACUGUGACCUGGGGGUCUCCUGGGCGUCCACCACCCAAUUCAAUUCAGAAGACCCUUCUGAAGAAGACAGUCAGCUCAGCACCUCCCAUCCUGCCUCAUGUCUCCUCCCCUCCUCCGUGGAAAUGGCCCUCAGUUCUGAGAAAUAAAGAUGUU